This is a messenger RNA of Silurus meridionalis, 1645 nucleotides long. Its product is annotated as small integral membrane protein 10-like protein 2A. Lineage: Eukaryota; Metazoa; Chordata; Actinopteri; Siluriformes; Siluridae. The transcript has 2 exons. The record is from RefSeq and is a predicted model, not a curated record. The coding region runs from base 91 to 414 and encodes 107 amino acids.
AACCGGAAGUGCGUCCCACAAUAUUGCUCCGGGUCAAGCAGAUCGGUGUUGGUGUAGCACAGAGGGUGGAGUAUGGGUUCACCAAGGUAGAUGCUGAGCGUUUUAAGAUUGAGACGAGUGCAAAAACAUGCUCACGUAGUUGUGGAGCUUGAGCCGGUGGGGAAAAAGGAGUUGGAGGAAACCAGCGGAGCAGCGCGCUCUGAACGGCGGCUUAUGGCGGGACUGUCGUACCUGGUGCUCCGCUUUUCGGGAUCCGCGGGUCGGACGUACGGCGUGUUUUCCAAAGGACUAACGAGGACUUUGUUGAUCUUUUUCGAUUUGGCGUGGCGUCUCCGCAUCCGAUUCCCUUAUCUCUACCUCAUCGCUUCCAUGAUGUUCAACGUGCGCUUACAGGUCCACAUUGAGAUACAUUAGCUUCCAUUCAAGAACUUGACUGAAGUGUCAGCAUCUCUGGACCAGAAGACUCCUAUGCUGUUGCUGCUGUGCUGCUGCUUCAGGAGCCAUCCAAAGCCAAAGGAACCCCAGUACUGCAAUCGUUCCCAUGCUGUUUCUCCACAGGAUAGCGCACAGAAUCAUGCCUGGAAAAAUGGGAACCCUGUGGGAUUUUACAGCUGGGCAUCUUACACUGCCGUGGCUUUGGAAUGGAAAUAUUUGGGAAGUGUUCUUUGUGAUAAGAUAAUUUGAAGGUGGAUGCUGGAAAUUUUAGGGAGAUGUUACAGUCCUGGCUCACAUGUAAAAGUGUCCAAUUUUGCUUUUGGGGGAAUGUUUAUUGCCCUUUUUUAAUAGGUCCACUACAGCUCUGAGAUCAGAGAUUCAUUCGAGAGGAGUUCUCAGUGGUGAUAGAGUGAUGCACACCUUCUUUUCACUUAGUUUGUAAAAAGUCGGGGGAGAUUUUUCUGUUGAUUUGGUUAUGUAGCACUUGACUCUCGCACAUUGGCUGCAUGAAACCUCAUGUGCCGAUUACAGGCGGUAAUGACUUGUUCUUGUUUACCACUUUGUUUAAAACAGAGCAUCUCAUGGGACAUGUUUAGUAAAAGUUAACAUUUGAUAGCUGGGCUUUUUUAUUUUAUUUUAUUUAAUUUCUAUUCGCUUUUGCAGCCUACAUAAAGCAGUAGCCUUUAAUUUAUAUUGAGAAAUGUGAUUACUUAAUAAUCGAUUGCUAUUGGCACAUUUUAAAACAAUAAGUCUAGUUUGCAUUUUGGUACAAAAGCAUGCCAGGGGAUUCGUUUUAAUUGUGGAUGCAGAAGAAGAGUCAGGCUAUAGGGUGGCAUGAUAAAGUCACUACCAAUUUACCUCUUGUUGAUAACGUUAGUGCUCUGGUUUUUUUUUUUGUUUGUUUGUUUUUCCCCUUUCUUUCUUUUUUUAUUUAUUAAUAUUUUUACAGAAUGCCACAGAACAAUAAUCCCAUCAUUUUGUCUGAUGGGCUCCACUGUUUUUAUUUUCUGUAAAUUGCAGUCUUUUUGUCCAGCCUGCAAGUCAAUUCAGCUGAUUUUAGACAAUAUGGUACUUUUAAAUGUCUUUCAACUUAAAUAUGACAUGUCCUGUUUGUUUUUUUGUCUGUGCAUUAUUUUAAAUGUGCAGUUAUUUUAAACAGCAAGUAUAAGUAAUGUUAAAACCUGAAAAACAAUAAAAGAAUGAAGAACGA